AUGCAGACACUAGCAACCAAUCCCGUCCGCAAGCCCCCGGUGGUCGUUCACAACAAGGGUGGCCGACUAUAUGACGAGACACGACCGUCUGACUGGGACAAACAACGCUGGAAGUAG
Molecule: messenger RNA, 117 nt
Organism: Penicillium digitatum Pd1
Lineage: Eukaryota; Fungi; Ascomycota; Eurotiomycetes; Eurotiales; Aspergillaceae
Source: RefSeq, a predicted model, not a curated record